Dovyalis caffra is the source of this 693-nucleotide messenger RNA. NCBI's taxonomy places the organism in Eukaryota, Viridiplantae, Streptophyta, Magnoliopsida, Malpighiales, Salicaceae. The record is from the annotation of a GenBank genome assembly.
AUGGCAAUCCCUCUUCUCAUUACCCUUCUCUUCAUUUCCUUUGCCUCCUCACCUUUAGCAAAGGCAGCACAAUAUAGUGUGCUAAGUUAUGGAGCAAAACCUGAUGGAAAAACUGACUCCACCAAGGCCUUCGCUGCUGCUUGGUCACAAGCAUGUGCCUCUACACAGCCAGCCACAAUUUCUGUUCCUAAAGGGAGUUUCUCUUUAGGUCAAUUGAGGUUUCAGGGUCCUUGCAGGAAUAAUGCUAUUUUGCUACGUAUAGAUGGCACCCUAGUCGCUCCAUCAAAAUAUGGGGUCAUCGGUAAUGCUAACAAUUGGCUAAUGUUUGAGCAAGUUAAUGGGGUUACUAUAUCUGGAGGGACUCUUGAUGGACAAGGUGCCGGACUGUGGUCAUGCAAGAAUUCUGGCAAGGAUUGCCCUAACGGCGCAACGAACUAUUGCCCUGGCGGGAAGAAUUGCCCUGGCCAGGUUUCUGGUGUGAAAAUUAGCGAUGUGACCUACCAAGACAUUCAUGGAUCAUCGGCAACAGAAGUUGCAGUGAAAUUUGAUUGUAGCAAAAAGUAUCCGUGCACAGGUAUCAAAUUGGAAGAUGUAAAGCUGAGUUACAAGAAUCAGCAAGCUGAAGCUUCAUGCAGCAAUGUUGGUGGAGCUGCUUCAGGCCUUGUUCAGCCCAAUAGCUGUUUAAAAACAUAA